AUGUCUGACAAGUAUAAGCAACAUACAUCUUCUUCCGGUAGUAGUAGUAAUUCAUCUUCUCCGCAUGAACACCAUCACCGUGCUACAACUGAUGAAUUACUUUCGAAUUCAAUAGACGAAACAUCAUCCAUACAACAUCAAAGACUUUCCUCAAUAAUGAACGAAGAACAGCACGAUAGGAAUACAAUAGUAGGCGAUUCGUCUAAAGUUUCUAACAAGUCAGAAGAUUUAUUUCUUCAUCAGCAUCAUGUUUCUCGACCUGAAAGUAAUCCUCCUAAACGAAAUCAAAUUACUCCUCUUAAUCUAGGUGCCAUGAGUUCUAGUGCGAGUAAACCAAGUUUAGUUUCGGUUCGAACUCAAAAAACACUCAACACCAACUUUCUUCUAAAACAAGGUUCAACAAUGAAUUCAUUGAGAAGUUCUAAGGAAAUUAGUUUAUUGCAAAAGGAGAAAUCAGUUAGUUCACUAAGUACUUAUUCGAAACAAGCUGAGGAAAAUGAUAUGAAGGGAGAUUAUUUGACAACACUUGAGGAAGGAACAAUGGAUACAGGGUCUAGGUCUUCAUAUGAAAAGAAUAUGAUGGGAGUUUCUUCCAGUAUUUCUUCUAACAUUUCGUAUAGUGUUGUCUCGAAAAAGGAAGCAAGAAAGUGGACUUUAUCAAAAAUAUUGGCAAAGAUUCCACUUUCUAUCAAAUUACUUCUGAUUUUUAUCUUUUCUUUAGCUUGUAUGAUAGUAUUUGAAGGAAUUUUAAUUAAUUAUUCAGUUUUGAGAGUGAAAGAAUCUGAUGCCAACACUCUUCUUACCAUAUUCACAACUGGUAUUUCGGAUAUUAUUCAUGAAAUUCAAAAAGAAAGAGGUUCUUCUUCUUUAUAUUUAGGUUCGAAAGGUACCUCAUUUACUACUGAGCUUGAUUUACAACGAAAUGCAACAGAUUUACAAUUACUGAAUUGGAAUGCGACAAAAAAGGGGAUUAUUGAUUAUUUUACCUAUGCAAAAGACGAAACAAUUGCCAAACAAAAAGUUGAACCAACUCUCGAUAUGAUUGAUGCAUCGUUUCAUAUACUCUCUGCUCAUCGUUACAAUAUUUCAACAUUGAAAUUUCCAGUGGCGAAGGUAGCUCUCGAUUUCUAUACUACCAUCAUUAAGAAUAUGAUUGAUAUUGUAAAUGUGGCGACAAGUUUAGGUAGAGAUCCAGAUUUUCUUAUCAAAUCGAAUAUUUAUUCACUCCUAAUGGUCAUGAAGGAAAGUUUGGGUCAGAAGAGAGCUACUGUGAGUAAUGGAUUAGCUGCUGGUGCCUUUACCAAUGAUUUCUAUGUCAGUUACUUGUAUUUGAGAUCAAGAUUUGAUACCAUGUUCACAAUCAUUGAUGCCAAAUCUAGAAAUGUUGGAUCUUUCAAAUAUUUUGAGCAACUUUCAUUGAGUGUGAAUAAUGCGACCGUUACAAACAUGAUGGAAUCAUACAUAUUGGCCUCUCCUUUCAAUUUGACCUAUGCCAAGACAAUUUUUACAGCUCAAAAUUGGUUCUGGAAUAUUACACAAAAAAUCGAUGAAUUGAAAACUAUUGAGAAUAUGAUUAGGGAUGAUAUUUUGUUGGAUCAGAAUGAAUCAGAGGGGCUUGCUAUUAAGGAAUUGAUAGGAUAUACAGUGGGUGGAAUUAUGGGAAUUUUCCUUUCAUCAAUUAUGUCGUUAAUCUUUUCGAGGACCAUUCAGGACUUGUUAAGAUUGCACAAUGAGACAGUUCACAAAUUUGUUCCAAAGGAAUUCAUGUCGAUUGUUCAGAAGGAGAGUGUAAUGGACCUUACGCACGGAGAUUACUUUGAAAUGGAAUUGGAUGUGUUGUUUGCUGACAUUAGAGGUUAUACAAGUAUUUGUGAAAAGAUGACACCAGAUGAGACUUUUGAAUUUUUGAAUAAUUAUCUGUCAUUGGUUGGACCAGUUGUGAGAGAACAUGGUGGAUAUAUUGACAAGUAUUUGGGUGAUGGUAUUUUGGCAUUGUUUUUAACUCCUGGUCAAUCUGUUUUGGCAGCAAUGGAAAUACAAAGAAGAUUAUUAGAAUUCAAUAAGAGUAAGAAAUAUCCAACAGUUAGAGUUGGAAUUGGAAUUGCAAGAGGUAAAUGUGCAGUUGGAUUGAUUGGUGAAGAUCAAAGAGUUGAUCCAACCAUUAUUGGAGAUACUGUCAAUUUGGCAGCUCGUUUGGAAUCUUUGACUAAACAUUACAGAGUUGACAUUCUCGUUACGAAGGAAGUAAUUGAAACAUCUCCACUUCUUCCAAAGAGGAAUCAAAGAAAAAUAGGCCGCUUAGCAGUUGUUGGAAGACAACAAGCAAGUUGGGUAUUUGAAAUUCUCACAAGAACACCUUCAACAGUUUCGAAUAACUCGCACGAAUUGAAAGCCAAAAACAAGACCAACUUUGAAGAUGCAAUCGAGAUAAUGUUUGGAAGUUACUCUCAUGGUGAAUGCGUUCCAGAUAAGCUUACAAUUGAUGGACAGAAACACACUUUUGGGGUGGUGGAUUCCAUGAACAUGAGCUCAACUAUGAAUAAUCUUAAAAGUGAAGAUGUGGUGAAGGCGAUUGAGUUAUUUGGAAAGGUUGUGAGCAGAGAUCCGACUGAUUUCGUGGCGAAUAUGAGAUUGGAAAAACUCAGAGAAAUGGUGGACGAUGUUAGUAUGCGAAGCUCAUGGGCUUUUGAAGAUCGAUUGGACACUAAAUAGUAAAUAAAGGCAGAAUGAAACCUUAAUCC
Messenger RNA from Naegleria gruberi, 2741 nucleotides. RefSeq names its product adenylate/guanylate cyclase. The record is from RefSeq and is a predicted model, not a curated record. The transcript has 2 exons. Gene Ontology annotation, biological process: intracellular signal transduction; cAMP biosynthetic process. Lineage: Eukaryota; Heterolobosea; Eutetramitea; Acrasida; Naegleriidae. Bases 1 to 2712 code for a protein of 903 amino acids.